This is a messenger RNA of Rubroshorea leprosula, 1334 nucleotides long. The record is from the annotation of a GenBank genome assembly. Lineage: Eukaryota; Viridiplantae; Streptophyta; Magnoliopsida; Malvales; Dipterocarpaceae.
AAUACUAUGUGUUUUCCUCCACAUUCUCUUAUUUUCCUUAUCUUAGUUUAUCUUAUAAAUAUUCUUGAGCAAAGAAGGAUGUUUUGAAUUAGGUCUAGAAACUCAAGAACCUAAAUCUGUCCAAUAGGCAUUACAACUUCCACAUUGGGUUAAGGCAAUGCAAGAAGAAUUGGAUACUCUUCAAAAGAACGAAACAUGGAAGUUAGUGCCACCACCUUUAUCCUCAACAAACAUUGUUGGCUUCAGAUGGGUAUUCAAAACUAAGCUUCAUCCAGAUGGAAGUAUAGAAAGAUUCAAGGCAUGCCUUGAAGCCAAAGGCUUUUCUCAAAUACCAAGGGUUGAUUUCAAUGAAACAUUUAGUCCUGUCCUCAAACCAACAACAUUACGCUUGGUCAUUGCUUUAGCCACAAAUCUGAAUUGGCCUCUUAGACAAUUGGAUGUGAAGAAUGCCUUUCUUCAUGGAAAACUCAAGGAGACAGUAUACAUGACUCAACUACCAGGUACUGUGUUACUCCAGCUAUAUGUUGAUGACAUUGUUCUCACUGCCAGCUCAAAACUUCUGUUACAGAGUAUUAUUAACCAUCUUAGUAGGGAGUUUGCACUUAAGGACCUUGGGCAACUUAGCUACUUUCUGGGUAUGGAAGUCACAUCCUUUGAUGGAGGUACUCAGCACUAUGAGCUUCCAUUUUACUCCUACAAAACUUUAUCUUUGACAAGAUUUUACGAUGCCGACUGGGCAGCCUGUGUAACUACAAGAAGAAGUACUACAGGGUACUAUAUUUUUCUUGGAGCAAAUUGUAUGUCCUGGUCCUCAAAGAAGCAACCCACUGUGGCGAGAUCUACUGCUGAAGCAAAGUACCAUGCAUUGGCCUUUGCUACUGCUAAAAUAGUAUGGAUCACAUAUAUUCUUCGUGACAUUGGAAUUUCUUUACCAUCACCUCCUCAACUAUUCUCUAAUAAUAUUAGUGCUCUUCAUAUGUUUAUCAAUCCUGUAUUCCAUGCUUGAACAAAACACAUUGAAUUAGAUUACCAUUUUGUUUGAGACAAAGUGGCCAUUGGUACUCUAGUGACUAGCACGACCUUAAAGGAAGUUGUUUUCUCUUCAAUAUAAAUGGCCAUUUUCAUUGCUGUGAAGUCAUUGUAAUUCUUGGUAUUAAAACCUUCUCGCCAAUCUUGUUUUUUAUCUGAUCUUGCCUUCAAUGACCCAUUCUCCCAACUGUGUUAUUUUGAUUUUGGUGUUAUUGUAAGUUUUUUUAUCUUACAAUUAAAGGUGUAAUAAUAUUAUCAUUUGUAACUACUAAUAUAAUAAUUUUGAAUAAAAUUUUUAAUACUAU